AUGUCGCAGCUGCACAGCUUCCUCGCGCUCUUCCCAGCCUUCCUCCGUGCUCCACCUCUGCUCAGGGCACUCGACUUCCCGCGCCAGGUCACCGCGAAGCCCCCAACUAUCGUUGCAUUCUUGUUGGACCAAAUGUUCUUGAUAAACUCGGGGCUGUGA
This is a messenger RNA of Dichomitus squalens LYAD-421 SS1, 159 nucleotides long. RefSeq lists its product as uncharacterized. The record is from RefSeq and is a predicted model, not a curated record. Bases 1 to 159 code for a protein of 52 amino acids. The transcript is spliced from 2 exons. NCBI's taxonomy places the organism in Eukaryota, Fungi, Basidiomycota, Agaricomycetes, Polyporales, Polyporaceae.